AUUGAAGAAUGAAUGGAUGAAUCAUCAAAAUUUCCUCCAAAUAAUCCGGAAAUUUGCAGAACUCCAAAGCUUCAAAAAUUUUUGAGCCCAACAUAAAAAGCAGACUUUUGGUGGAAAAACCCUCCCAUCUUUCGCCACAUCAAUGGCGUAAAAUUACUCAUAUUCUACCACACGUCGAUUACCUCUCCAUAAUUAGCCCUCGGAUACCCUUAUUAAUUAUUGAUCGCCACAUUUUUAGCUAAAGCGCUUCUAUAUAUACAUAUAGACAUUGUGUAUGUACAGGAUGACGGUCUGAAUGUAGUAUAUUGGUUGUGUAUAUGCCUACAGUGACGCUCUGCCUUCACCUGCUUUGGAAAAAGAAAGGGUGACCUGCACCGUCCGAGGGUGGAGAACAUUUCGCCGUUAUAAAUGUUUUUUAUGAAAAAAAGUGGCGGGAUUGUUUAAAAGCUGAAGAAGCAAGAGUGCCCCGCAAGCUCAAUUCGAUUUCUGAUUCACAAAUUUUGAGUUAUUUUAUUUCUGACGAAGAGAAUUCGAGAUAUACUUUCUUUUUGUUUGUUUGUGGGUCUGGUUGAAAAAUGUUAUACAAUUGCGAAGAGAACACUCGCGGAUUCGAGCGGGAGACCACGAAUUUCAUGGAUGUAGAUGAUGAUGACGAAGACGAGGGCACGGCUCUGGUGGAAUUUUCGCCCUCUUCAACCCCUGAAUUCUCGCCUAUUUCAAGAUGGAACAUCCCAGAUUUUUGGAACCCUAAUAUUGGAGCAGGUCUCAGGAAUAUGGGAAAUACGUGCUAUAUGAAUUCUGUGUUGCAGUGCAUUACUUACACGGUGCCGCUCGUUGAGGCACUUCGCAACUGUGAUCAUAAAAUUCCAUGUACAAUUGGGGGUUUCUGCGCCCUUUGUGCUCUUCGGGACAUUGUAGAAUUAUCACUGUCAUCACAAGGGGAAGUUGUAGAGCCCACAGUUUUGUUUGAAAAUCUGGGCAACAUGUCAUCCUCUUUUCAGAAAUGGCAGCAAGAAGAUGCUCAUGAUUACUUGCAUUCACUUCUUGAGGAUUUGGAUAACUGUGCCUUGGGGACAGGACAUUUUAAUCCAUGCUCCUUUUUUCAAGGAAGUAGUUUCGUAAAGAAAAUCUUUGGUGGUUGUCUCAGAAGUCAGGUGAAGUGCACACAUUGUUGCCACUGCUCGAAUGCAUUUGAACCAUUUAUUGAUUUGAGCUUGGAGAUAGAUGAAGCUGACUCCUUGACAAGUGCACUCCAGUCGUUUACCCGUGUAGAAUCAAUUGUUCCCGACUUCAAGUAUCGUUGUGACAAUUGCCAUCAAAAUGCACCAAUUUUAAAACAGUUUACAAUUAGCCAACCAUCUGAUGUCCUUGUAAUUCAGUUGAAGCGUUUUGCCAACAAUGGGCUGUUUGGGUGUUUUGGUGAUAAAGUACAGAAAAUGGUUGCAUAUCCUCAAGUCUUAGACAUGGAGCCCUUUUUCAGUAAUCCUCAACAAGAAAAAGUUGAAAUGAAAUAUGAGCUUUAUGCAGUACUUGUACAUGCUGGAUUUUCUCUAAAUUCCGGUCAUUAUUACUGCUUUGUACGCUCUGGCUAUGAUGAGUGGUAUGAGAUGGAUGAUUCACAGGUGAUAAGGGCAACCGAGGGAACUGUUAUGCGUCAGCAAGCAUACAUUCUCUUUUAUUUCCGAAAAGGUAGCCAUUGGUUUUCGGAUAGUUUGAAUUCUAAAGUGAAGGAUGAAUCAGAUUUCUUUGGUUCUCCCAAGUCUGUUCUAGAAGAGACGAUUACAAGUGAAGAAUCAUCUCGUGAGUUGAGUGAGGCUGAUGGUAGCGGUACUGAUUGUUCAGAUGGAAUAUAUUCAAGUGUGAAUCCUGAAAUGUUAUCCAAUGGAACUACAAUAAAUGGUGAUACUCGACUGAAUAAUUCUCAUUGCAGUUUGAAUGUUGACAUGAGGAAUUCUGCUGUACCUGUCUCAUCAUAUAUGUCUAAUGUCGAGUCCACCAGUCUCAAAGACACUUCUGAAGCUUGCACGGCACACACAUUUCUGGGAAAACCUGAACCUUUGAGAUAUUGUUCAGAAGAGAAAGAAACAAAUAGUGGACAGGAUUCUGGGGAGACUAAGUUUUCAUGUUUGUCAGUGGAUACAAAGAGUACAAGGACUUCGGAUAUCCAAGUUAGUGGUAAAAAGAGGCUCUCACCAGCGACGAGCUACCUGAGUAGAAAGAAAAACAAGAGAUGGAUGGGGCUUGGAAAUGGCAAAUUUUGUUAUGGUGCUGUAUCUUCUCUUGGACGCAGAGGACGGGCUAAGAGUAUCAGUCCAUCAUGUAAAGCCAGAAAGUCAAUCAUAGCCAAUUUUCAAAAAAAUGCACCGGAGAAAACUACUUUCUUAGAUAGUGAUCCUGUCAUCUCUGAGCAGAAAGAUCAGAGUACCAGUAUUUGAUAAACUUGGAGAAGGUACUUUGUAGUUAUUAUGUUUUGAUCAGGAAUGAGCGUUGCCUCACUGAGGGAAUAUGCUUCUCUAGAUCUGUAUUUGUUCUUAUCUGAAUAGGAGGUCAAUUAGUUGCCAUGAGGUGGCUCUACAACUUUGGUUUCCGAUGCAACUUAAAUCUCGAGAGAAGUCAGGGUUUAGAACACAGGGACAAAGUUUGGCAUUGCCCAACAUGGACGACUGGUAGGGAUUGCCAGACAGAAAAAAAACAAACAAACUAAUUAUACCCUUACCAAACUCAAUCACUCAACUUAAUACUAAGAUGAUUUAACAAAGAAGCCAAAACAAGAAGCCACAGUCAAAGUAGAGUAUGUAAAAGCAAUUUUGCUAGUUGUGGGUAAAUGCCAGCGAAAUUUUCAGCAUGUGUGAGAGGGUGCUGCUAUUUAUCGGAGAAUAUUUGUAGACCUAGGGUUUCUUGUUUUGGGUUUUGUUGUAACUGUGUAUCCUAUUUUUAGUGUGGAACUCUUACUUUAUAUGCAAUUUCAAGCCAGAAGGCUUUGAUUCU
Molecule: messenger RNA, 2988 nt
Organism: Cryptomeria japonica (Japanese cedar)
Lineage: Eukaryota; Viridiplantae; Streptophyta; Pinopsida; Cupressales; Cupressaceae
Product: ubiquitin carboxyl-terminal hydrolase 23
Exons: 6
Coding region: 576-2435 (619 amino acids)
Biological process (GO): protein deubiquitination
Cellular component (GO): nucleus; cytosol
Molecular function (GO): cysteine-type endopeptidase activity; cysteine-type deubiquitinase activity
Source: RefSeq, a predicted model, not a curated record